CAGUCGUCCGCCGGCUUCCUCCAGCCUCCCUCUCUCUUUCUCUCUCUCCCCCCCCCUCUCCCUUUUUUUCCUCCUAUUUAUGAAAACGUCACUUCAAGUCCCUCCCUGUUUGAAUCUCAUUAGUUUCUUGUGUGUUUCUCCCUGUCAAUAAUCCUGAAUCCAGACUCUCUCUAUUUCCAUCCCUCUCUAUCUGUCAAUCAGCGCCGCCUUUGAACUGAAAACCACUCCGACCAACUUCAACUCACUCAAUCCGAGCGGCUCGGCUCCUUCUCCGGCUUCCUUUUUCUGCCAAGAUUCCCUUCUUUUUUAGUUUUGUACCAACCGCCAGAGCUUUGGAAAACGCCAAUACAGACCCCAAACUUAAACUCGGACUUUCUAGAUCACCGAGAUCAAGGGUUUAAAACUUCGUGUUUUGCCCCCCAAAAAAGAUUUUUGCACGGGAAAAAUGCCGCAGCUCAACGGCGGUGGAGGGGACGAUCUGGGUGCAAACGAUGAAAUGAUUUCCUUCAAAGACGAAGGGGAGCAGGAAGAGAAAAUUUCGGAGAACUCCUCGGCAGAAAGGGAUUUAGCCGAUGUCAAAUCUUCGCUUGUAAACGAGUCGGAAACGAAUCAAAACAGCUCGUCGGAUUCAGAGGCGGAAAGACGGCCUCCGCCUAGAUCUGAAACUUUCAGAGACAAAACAAGAGAAAGUUUAGAGGAGGCUGCGAAAAGGCAAGAUGGAGGGCUGUUCAAGAGCCCACCGUACCCGGGCUAUCCAUUUAUAAUGAUCCCCGAUCUCACAAGCCCCUACCUUCCCAAUGGAUCACUUUCUCCAACAGCACGCACAUAUCUACAGAUGAAAUGGCCACUGCUAGAUGUUCAACAAGGAGGUCUUCAGAGUAGACAAGCACUUAAAGAUGCCAGGUCCCCGUCACCGGCACACAUCGUUUCUAAUAAGGUUCCAGUGGUACAGCACCCUCACCAUGUGCACCCUCUCACGCCUCUGAUCACCUACAGCAAUGAGCACUUCACACCGGGGAACCCCCCACCUCACCUACAGACAGACGUGGAUCCCAAAACAGGAAUUCCAAGGCCUCCACAUCCUCCAGAUAUAUCUCCUUAUUACCCACUGUCACCUGGCACUGUCGGCCAGAUCCCCCAUCCGUUAGGAUGGCUAGUACCACAGCAAGGUCAACCUGUUUAUCCAAUCACAACAGGGGGUUUUAGACACCCCUACCCAACUGCGCUCACUGUCAACGCAUCCAUGUCAAGUCUUCUGUCCUCUAGGUUCCCCCCACACAUGGUGCCCCCUCACCACAGUUUGCACACCACGGGCAUCCCACACCCAGCCAUCGUCACACCCAACGUCAAGCAGGAAUCCUCCCACAGCGACAUCUCUCUCAACAGCUCGAAACAGUCAGACGCUAAAAAGGAAGAAGAGAAGAAGAAACAAGUCCACAUAAAGAAGCCUCUGAACGCCUUCAUGCUCUACAUGAAGGAGAUGCGGGCUAAGGUGGUGGCUGAGUGCACACUGAAGGAAAGUGCUGCCAUCAACCAGAUCCUGGGGCGGAGGUGGCAUGCCCUAUCGCGGGAGGAGCAGGCCAAGUAUUACGAGCUGGCCAGGAAAGAGCGACAGCUCCACAUGCAGCUGUACCCCGGCUGGUCAGCACGAGACAACUAUGCGGCUAACCAACAGGGGAAAAGGAAGAAGAGAAAAAGGGAAAAGCAGCAAGCAGAGAGCAAUGGUAAGUGAGCUGCAAUUAUCUCCCAUAUUAGAAGAGCCCCAUCAUGUGUCAGGCAGAUGUGACAUCUUGCAAGAUAAAAGUCAAGCUAGUUUUUUUUUGUGUUAUGUUUUUUUGUGUGUGUGUUAUUGUGCCUGGCUUUUUUCUUUUCUUUUUUUUGUAUAGUUAUGCUACCCAAUGCAAUAUUUAAAUGGUAGAGUUGCUUGUAAUACCCCCCUUUUCCCAUUUUCCCCAAGCCUUCCCCAGCUAAUAACA
Molecule: messenger RNA, 1976 nt
Organism: Plectropomus leopardus (leopard coralgrouper)
Lineage: Eukaryota; Metazoa; Chordata; Actinopteri; Perciformes; Serranidae
Source: RefSeq, a predicted model, not a curated record